Molecule: messenger RNA, 1139 nt
Organism: Zerene cesonia (dogface butterfly)
Lineage: Eukaryota; Metazoa; Arthropoda; Insecta; Lepidoptera; Pieridae
Gene: Ogg1
Product: N-glycosylase/DNA lyase
Exons: 6
Coding region: 114-1094 (326 amino acids)
Biological process (GO): base-excision repair; nucleotide-excision repair; base-excision repair, AP site formation
Cellular component (GO): nucleus
Molecular function (GO): 8-oxo-7,8-dihydroguanine DNA N-glycosylase activity; damaged DNA binding
Source: RefSeq, a predicted model, not a curated record
AUUUCGCACAAUUAUUACAAAUUACAAUGUUUGCAGUUCGCGGUAUUUUGGAAUAAUAACAAAUUCAAUCAAAUUAAUGACAACAUUCUGAUCCAUAACACGAAUGCUAAAAAAUGGGUUGGCACAAAAUUCCAUACAAAGCUCAUGAACUCCAACUACUUGGUACAUUGAACGGUGGUCAAAGCUUCAGGUGGACUUAUAAUAGUAAUCUGAAUGAGUGGACUGGUAUUUUUGCUAAAACUUUAUGGAAGUUACAGCAAAUAGAUAAUGGUUUGCAAUAUCAAGUGAUUGGUUCUUUAUUAACCAAAAAAGAGAUAAAAGAAGAAAUGGAUGAUACAUUUAAAAAUUUGUUAAGAAAUUAUUUCCGCCUUGAUGUUGAAUUGAGCAAACAUUAUAAAAUAUGGUCUGAAAAAGAUGAACUAUUUAAAACAGCCUGUGUUCAAUUUUAUGGCAUAAGAAUGCUAAAUCAAGAACCAGUCGAAAAUCUAUUCUCUUUUAUAUGUAGUCAAAAUAAUCAUAUAUCCAGGAUAUCAGCUAUGGUUGAAAAGCUCUGUACACAAUAUGGAGAUAAAAUAUGUGAAGUGGAUGGUACAUCAUAUUAUGCAUUUCCAGAAGUUAAAAACCUUGCACAACCCAAGGUGGAGUCUAAAUUACGUGAAUUAGGCUUUGGAUACAGAGCUAAGUUCAUACAGAAAUCAGCAGAACAAAUUGUGGAUUUGGGAGGUGACAAUUGGUUUAGUGAUCUACAAGAAAUGAAGUACAAAGAUGCUAGAGCUGAACUGAUGAAAUUGUGUGGUAUUGGACCUAAGGUUGCAGACUGCAUUUGUUUGAUGUCAUUAAAUCAUUUAGAAGCAUUGCCAGUGGACACUCAUGUGUAUCAAAUAGCUGCUCAUAACUAUUUACCUCAUUUAAAAGGAAAGAAGACUGUCACUGAAAAAAUGUAUGCUGAGAUUGGUGACCAUUUUAGAAAUCUCUAUGGAGAUAUGGCAGGAUGGGCACACACAGUAUUAUUCUGUGCAGAUUUAAAGAAAUUUCAAAUAAAAGGUAGUAGUGAAAGUGAAAACGAAGUACCUAAAAAAAGAAAAAAAAGGUGACAAAUAAAAAAAGUAAAGGAUAUGAUUUAAACAUGUUUUUGUUUA